AUUUGACAAAUCAAAGUUCGUCCCUCUCUUGGAAAUAUUGCACGGGAGCGAAAAGGGAGCGCUUUGGUUUUGCGCACCGCAGCAGCACAUAAAAACACUCUGAUGCUAUUUGAAAGUUAAAGAGUGAAGUGGAUUCAGUGGAUUUCAGAGAUACGGGGGAAUUAAAAGUUGGAGCAACAAAAGAAAGUGUUUUUGAAGAAGAAACUUUCAGUUGGGACUGCGAUAUACACUCUCAAGCCUGCGAAGGCUGUAUCGCAAGAGUUAACAAAGUUAUCUGAGAUUGUCAAUCAACAGUCUUCGCAUGAAUCUACUAGAUCCCUACCCGAAGAUGACAGAUGAGCAAGAGAAGUGUCUGUCUGAUGCCCCCAGUCCGAGCAUGUCCGAGGACUCGGCGGGGUCCCCGUGCCCGUCCGGUUCGGGCUCCGACACAGAGAACACCCGUCCGGCUGAAAACAACCUCAUGGCUCCGGACGGGCCACUUGGCGAGUUCAAGAAAGAUGAAGAGGACAAGUUCCCGAUUUGCAUCCGCGAGGCGGUUUCUCAAGUGUUGAAGGGCUACGACUGGACCCUCGUGCCUAUGCCGGUGAGAGUGAAUGGUUCAAGUAAAAACAAGCCGCACGUGAAAAGACCGAUGAACGCGUUUAUGGUUUGGGCACAGGCUGCGCGCAGAAAACUGGCUGAUCAAUACCCGCACCUCCACAACGCGGAACUCAGCAAAACUCUUGGCAAACUUUGGAGAUUACUAAACGAAGGUGAAAAGCGCCCUUUCGUGGAAGAGGCUGAGCGCCUCAGGGUUCAGCACAAGAAAGAUCACCCCGAUUACAAAUAUCAACCCCGCCGGAGGAAGUCUGUCAAGAACGGGCAGAAUGAGUCCGAGGACGGUACCGAGCAGACGCACAUUUCUCCAAACGCGAUCUUCAAAGCGCUUCAGCAAGCAGACUCGCCCGCCUCCAGCAUGGGAGAAGUGCAUUCACCCAGUGAGCUCUCAGGUCAGUCUCAAGGGCCGCCCACUCCCCCCACCACCCCUAAAACUGAUGUGCAGCCAGGCAAAGUGGAUUUGAAGCGUGAAGCCCGACCGCUCCAGGAAGGCACAGGACGGCAGCUCAAUAUCGACUUCCGUGACGUGGACAUUGGAGAACUGAGCAGCGAUGUCAUCUCACACAUCGAGACAUUUGACGUCAAUGAGUUUGACCAGUACCUGCCACCAAACGGCCAUGCAGGCGUGACAGUCACCAAUACAUCUUACCCGGGUGGCUACAGCAUCGGUGCCCCUGUCAAUCAAGCAGCAGGGGGCAACGGUGGUCACAGCUGGAUGGGGAAGACCCAGAGCGGGAGCCCCCAAAAUGGGCAGCAGCACACCCUGACCCCACUGGGGACCGGCAGCUCCAGGGAACAGGACCAGCCGAGAACAACGCACAUCAAGACGGAACAGCUGAGCCCCAGCCACUACAGUGAUCAGCAGGGUUCCCCACAGCAUGUCAGCUACGGCUCCUUCAACGUCCAGCACCUUCAGCACUACAGCACUUCGUUCCCAUCCAUUACCCGUGCUCAGUACGACUACUCUGACCACCAGGGUGGCGCCACCUCCUAUUACAGCCAUGCAGGGGGUCAAAGCUCCGGCCUCUAUUCCACCUUUAGCUACAUGAGCUCCAGCCAGAGGCCUAUGUAUACCCCCAUCGCUGACUCUACAGGUGUGCCCUCAAUCCCCCCGUCAAAUCACAGUCCCCAGCAUUGGGACCAGCAGCCUGUCUACACGCAACUCUCAAGACCCUGAGGAAAUCGACAUACAUUCCUUCACAAGCACACGCAAAUAUCCACCAACAAACCAAGAUAACUGUAUGAGAAAACUGUAUGGGCUUGUACAGUAGAAAGACUCAUUAUACAUAUGUCAUCAUUCCAUUCAAUUCAAACACACACUUGAAUUUUUCCACAGAGAAGAUAAAAUAUUGAGAAAGAAAGAAAGCUGGACUUCAAAAACAAAAAUAAUUUAGCUUAAAACGGCUCCCAAUGUGCCUUUUUUAAUCGCCGGAAUCGUGAUUAGAGUAAAUAUUUUUAGCCUUGAUUGCAAGAAAAGAUAAACAUUUCUGAGAAAUUAAUCCUCUGUGAGGACUUGAUUAUUGAUACAUUAAUAUGUACUGUGUAUGUUUACUUAACAUGUUCUUUUUUGUUUCUGGCGGUCAUGAGAGGCCUUCUGUGUUUCUUGUAGAAAAGUCUAUUUUUACUAAACCACUCUCAGUAGUACAGCCUUGAUUUUCUCACAGCGUGUUUCAUUAACAAUAACAGUGUCUUACCUUCUGUUCUUUCUAGUCCUCAUGCAGUGCAUUUUAUAUUCUAGUAUGAUUUUGUUCCCUUUCCUAUUUAUGUUCCUGUAAAAUACCAUCCCUGUUCACAGAACUUGUUGCUUUUUAAUAGGUAUUACCAGCUUGUGUAAUGUUGUAUGCUUGUCUUUUUUUCCCCUUAAAUCAGUGCCUGUCAAAUGUUGGAAGUGAAUGGGCGUUAGAUUUAAAGCGGGAAUAUCGACGUGGCAGCUGCAGCUGUGAAUUUAGUGAGUGUCUAACAGCAUGUGUCACAGCUCCAGGAAGUGCCCUAUGACCUCUGCUUGUCAUUAGGUACUGCAGUCAGGCCAGUGUCAUCUUACAGUCCCAUUCCAGCCUUCCGUUUUGUAUCCCAUCUUAACCCCUUUAAUUUAUUUAUUAGUAUUAAUUUUAUUUCAAAGAAAUUAUUUGCAUUUUAUUCUUUAAUACUUUAUACAAAAAUAAUUGUUAUUUUGCCUCUGAAUAUGGUGACUAUAAUCCAACAGGCCAUUUAGAUUUAAAUUCUGUAUUCAUCGUGUUUAUUUAUCGUAUGUAGAUUUUUCUAUUUUAAAUGUUUAUUUGUCCUUAUUUCUAACCAGUUGUGUAAUUAUGCACAAACGUACUGUUGCAAUUUAAAAAAAAGCUGAUUAAACUGGAAGAGUAGUCUUUCUAUUUGAAAGUUUUACGAUGCUCUAUUCAAAGUCGUAGUUGUUUGUUAGUUCUUUGCUUAUUGAUUUUUCCCUCUUAAAUGUGUGCUGUACUCCAUGUCAGUAAUCUCAGUACUGAUAUUGAUAUCUUUGAUAUCGUCUUUUUUUACAAAAACUGAACAAAUUCUUGUUUUUAAAAAGUUUAACAUUUUACUGCCUUUGAAGAAGCUCGUAUUUUGUAUUAUAUUUGCAAUAAAAGCAAGAAUAAAACUUAAA
Triplophysa rosa is the source of this 3217-nucleotide messenger RNA. RefSeq names its product SRY-box transcription factor 9a (gene sox9a). Bases 302 to 1774 code for a protein of 490 amino acids. NCBI's taxonomy places the organism in Eukaryota, Metazoa, Chordata, Actinopteri, Cypriniformes, Nemacheilidae. Gene Ontology annotation, cellular component: nucleus. The record is from RefSeq and is a predicted model, not a curated record. Gene Ontology annotation, biological process: positive regulation of chondrocyte differentiation; morphogenesis of an epithelium; chondrocyte differentiation. Gene Ontology annotation, molecular function: DNA-binding transcription factor activity, RNA polymerase II-specific; RNA polymerase II cis-regulatory region sequence-specific DNA binding. The transcript has 3 exons.